Molecule: messenger RNA, 282 nt
Organism: Phaeodactylum tricornutum CCAP 1055/1
Lineage: Eukaryota; Bacillariophyta; Bacillariophyceae; Surirellales; Neidiaceae
Exons: 1
Coding region: 1-282 (93 amino acids)
Biological process (GO): regulation of DNA-templated transcription
Cellular component (GO): nucleus
Molecular function (GO): transcription coactivator activity
Source: RefSeq, a predicted model, not a curated record
AUGCAGUCCAACAGCAAUGGUGGCAACAAUUCGAACUCGGACUUUUCAAAAAAAGAUGAAUUUAGACGAUAUUUAGAAAAGUCUGGAGUUUUGGAUGCGCUAACAAAGGUUUUAGUCGGCCUGUACGAGGAACCUGAUCGUCCAAACAAUGCUCUGGACUACAUGAAACGAUACCUGGGAGCUCCAUCCGCAGUUGAUAUUGAUGGAAUAAAACAAGAAAAUUCCGAGUUAAAGAUUCAAAUCGAAAAGAUGAAAAAGCAGCUGGCGGAGCUACAAGAAUAG